Tarenaya hassleriana is the source of this 1983-nucleotide messenger RNA. RefSeq names its product trihelix transcription factor GT-2. The transcript is spliced from 2 exons. NCBI's taxonomy places the organism in Eukaryota, Viridiplantae, Streptophyta, Magnoliopsida, Brassicales, Cleomaceae. The record is from RefSeq and is a predicted model, not a curated record. The coding region runs from base 208 to 1896 and encodes 562 amino acids.
AAAUAUCCCCAAAGAUAAAAUCACAGAGAAAAUUAAGAAAGGCAAAAUUUCAACCUCAUCUCUUUGUCUUCUACAAAUUUCUCCUAUCAAUUAUCAGACUCUUUUUUUUUUCUUUUCAAAACGGUUGAUUCAAACUCUCCUAAUCAUCAGACUCCUCAUACACACACACACACACACACACACACACAUAUAUAUAUAUAUAUAUAAAUGUUGGGGGAUUCAGGCGAAGCGCUAGAGAGCUCCGCCGCAUCAGCCUCCGCCGGAGAGGAGGGGAAGGAUGUAAAGCUGGAGGAUUCCGGCGAGAUAGUCACCGGAGGCGGUGGAGGAAAAAGGUGGCCUCGACCGGAGACUUUGUCCCUCUUGAGGAUACGGUCAGAGAUGGACUCAUCAUUUCGUCACUCUUCUCUUAAAGCGCCCUUAUGGGAGCAAAUCUCCAGGAAAAUGGCGGAAUUUGGUUACAGAAGAAGUGCAAAGAAAUGCAAGGAGAAAUUUGAGAACGUGUACAAGUACCACAAGCGUACCAAAGAAAACCGGUCUGGUAAACCGGAAGGCAAAACAUACCGGUUUUUCGACGAAUUGGAAGCUUUCGAGACUCUCCGUUCAUAUCCUCCCGAACCCGAAUCUCGACCCGAAAAAUUAUCUGCGCCCAAGAUUGCUUCCUUAGUACCAUGGAUCAGUAGGAGCAACCCGUCAAGUGGUACAAAUGCUUCCCCGUUGAGAAAUGACCCGUCAAACACUACAAACCCUACCUUCUUCGUCAAGAAACAGUCUAUUACACCUUUUGUUAUGAAUCACAGUACUGAAACAGUUCUUGGUGCCGGUUAUAAAGCGGAUUCUAAUAACUUCACGACAAUUGUUUCGUCGUUGAACAUCUUCUCGAGCUCGAUGUCUUCGUCCACUGCAUCUGAAGAGGAAGAGGAGGAAAAGGGGAAGGGGUCCAGGAAGAGGAGGAAAUAUUGGAAGGGAUCGUUCAAGAAGUUGGCAAAGGAUUUGAUGGAAAAGCAAGACGAGAUGCAGAAGAGGUUCUUCGAAACGUUGGAUAAGCGCGAGGAAGAGAGGCUUGCCAAAGAGGAAGAGUGGAGGGUCCAAGAAACGGCAAGAAUCAAUAGAGAAUACGAGAUAUUGCUCCACGAGAGAUCUUCUUCUGCAGUUAAAGACGCCGCCUUUAUUUCCUUCUUACAGAAGGUAUCCGAACAACAGCAUCAGCAACAAAAACUACCAUUUGCUUGUCUAAAUGACCAAAAGCACGAGAAAGGGACGGUGGAAGAUACAAGCAAGAUGAGCAAUGGAGAUUCAAACUAUAAGUUGUCUCAGAGUUCUUCUAGAUGGCCAAAAGCCGAGAUUGAAGCCUUGAUAAGGCUAAGAGCAGAUAUCGGCUUUAACUAUCAAGACAAUGGAACAAAGGGUCGUUCGCUAUGGGGGGAAAUCUCGGCCGGGAUGCGAAAAAUCGGAUACAAUCGCAGUGCCAAAAGAUGCAAAGAGAAAUGGGAAAACAUCAACAAGUACUUCAAGAAAGUCAGAGAGAGCAGCAAGAAACGCCCUUUGAGUUCCAAAACUUGCCCUUAUUUUCACCAACUCGACGCCAUAUACAAAGAGAAGAACAAAACUGUGGGAUUGCCUCUAAUGGCGGCUACACAACAACAGAUGCUUCCUCUCCAAGUAACCUGCGAUGAGUCCGAGAAGCAAAAAACCCUAACGGUGGCUACACAGCAACAGUCUCAAGUAACCUUUGAUGAGUCCGAGAAGCAAGAGAUGGGAAACGAAGGGGACCGAAUUCGAAUGGAAGAAACAGACAGUGAAGAAGAAGAAGACGAAGACAAUGAGACAGGUGGGUUCGAGAUGGUGUUGAACAGAACAUGCUCUCCCAUGGACAUUAACAAUAAUGUUUUCGCAUAAUGAAUUUAUAUAACAAUUUUUAGGUUUUCUAAAAAUAAUACUAUUCGAGAAUUUUGGACAGUUCAAAUAUAAAAAAAAAAUACUGCA